CGAGCCACCUAACCAAAUGGUGAUUCGGUUUCCACAAACAGAGACGGACACAAUAUGAAAUGUCAAAUUCGAAACAAGUCAGCACUAGCCACUAGGGUUUUGGGCUUCAUAUAAAGCGCGCCCUUCGCUUUGUUUCUUACUGUAACCUCUUAUCGUUUCUCUUUUCUCUCUCUUUUUACUGCUACCAAUAGAGAGGAGAAAGAGAACGCACGCUAUCAAAAGAAAAUCGAUUUUCAGGUAUUGUGGUCAAGUUGAGUUGGCGAAAUGGCUAGUGGGGGCAAAGGAAAAAAGAAGGAGGUGAAGAAAGAGACUGGAUUGGGACUCUCCUUUAAAAAGGAAGAACAAUUUGGAGAAUGGUAUUCAGAUGUGGUUGUGAGUGGUGAGAUGAUAGAGUAUUAUGAUAUCUCUGGCUGUUAUAUCUUGAGGCCAUGGGCAAUGUCAAUUUGGGAGGUCAUGCAAACAUUCUUUGAUGCAGAAAUCAAGAAAAUGAAAAUUAAGAACUGUUACUUUCCCCUUUUUGUUUCAUCUAGUGUCUUAGAAAAGGAGAAGGAUCACAUAGAGGGAUUUGCUCCAGAGGUUGCUUGGGUGACAAAAUCUGGGAAAUCUGACUUGGAAAUUCCUAUAGCGAUUCGCCCAACUAGUGAAACAGUUAUGUAUCCCUACUAUUCUAAGUGGAUCAGGGGACACCGUGAUUUGCCUUUGAAACUUAACCAGUGGUGCAAUGUCGUCCGUUGGGAAUUCAGUAAUCCUACUCCAUUCAUCAGGAGCCGUGAAUUCCUUUGGCAGGAAGGGCAUACUGCUUUUGCAACAAAGGAAGAAGCAGAUGAAGAGGUCCUUCAAAUAUUGGAGCUGUAUAGGUGUAUAUAUGAAGAAUUCUUGGCCGUUCCAGUCGUGAAAGGCAAAAAAAGUGAGAGGGAGAAAUUUGCUGGUGGACUUUACACAACCAGUGUUGAGGCAUUUAUUCCCAACACUGGACGUGGUAUUCAAGGUGCAACUUCUCAUUGUUUGGGUCAAAACUUUGCAAAAAUGUUUGAGAUAAACUUUGAAAAUGAGAAGGGAGAGAAGGGUAUGGUCUGGCAGAACUCGUGGGCCUAUAGUACUCGAACGAUUGGGGUGAUGGUGAUGGUUCAUGGUGAUGACAAAGGCUUAGUGCUGCCACCUAAAGUGGCAUCUGUUCAAGUUAUUGUGAUUCCUGUGCCCUACAAAGAUGCUGAUACUCAAGGCAUUUUUGAUGCUUGCACUGAAACUGUGGAUGCCUUGUGCAAGGUAGGCAUCCGUGCAGAGAGUGACUUCAGAGACAAUUACUCUCCUGGCUGGAAGUACUCUCACUGGGAGGUGAAAGGUGUACCCCUAAGGAUUGAAAUAGGGCCAAAAGAUUUGGCAAAUAAUCAGGUACGGACUGUUCGUCGUGAUAACGCAACCAAAAAAGAUAUAAGCAGAGUUAAUUUGGUUGAGCAAGUAAAAGAGAUACUAGAUGCUAUUCAACAAAGUCUUUUUGAUGCUGCUAAGCAAAAGCGUGAUGCCUGCAUUCAAGUUGUAAGAACUUGGGAUGAGUUCACAGAGGCUCUAAGCCAAAGGAAAAUGAUCCUGGCUCCUUGGUGUGAUGAGGAGGAGGUGGAAGAAGAUGUGAAACAGCGAACCAAAGGUGAGAUGGGAGCAGCCAAGAGCCUUUGUACUCCGUUUGAGCAGCCAGAGCUCCCUGAAGGGACAUUGUGCUUUGCCUCUGGAAAGCCAGCGAGGAAAUGGACAUACUGGGGCAGAAGUUACUAGAAUAUUAUAAUUCCUUUCCUCAGCUACUUGAUGCUUUCCUAUGCAAGGCCAGCAAGGAAAUGGACAUAUCGGAGCAGGGAUUUAUUCCCAUGUUCUUCAAUGUCUAAUGAUCGGGAGGUGCUCUAAUUUUUGUUUUCCAAAACUGUAAUUGAUACUCGAGCAAAACGAGUGUUAGAUCAUUUAUAUAAUGUCAUGGAUGCUAUCCGUUGUUUACCAAUUGUACCUGGUGUAAACCUUAAUUUUAUAUACAAGACUUCGAAGUGUUGAUCCCUGUCUUA
Molecule: messenger RNA, 2048 nt
Organism: Ricinus communis (castor bean)
Lineage: Eukaryota; Viridiplantae; Streptophyta; Magnoliopsida; Malpighiales; Euphorbiaceae
Product: proline--tRNA ligase, cytoplasmic
Exons: 13
Coding region: 265-1770 (501 amino acids)
Biological process (GO): prolyl-tRNA aminoacylation
Cellular component (GO): aminoacyl-tRNA synthetase multienzyme complex; cytoplasm
Molecular function (GO): ATP binding; proline-tRNA ligase activity
Source: RefSeq, a predicted model, not a curated record